CCGGGUUCGGUUGUGACUAGGAAGGAGCUGGCCGAAGAGAGCCAGGAUAAGGGGGUUUUGCUAGAAGCUGGACUUCGGCCGGGGCAGGGAUUUCCCCGCGGUGACAGCAUCCGUGGCCUCCGGAGGACCAUGUCACUAGACUUUGGCAGUGUGGCACUGCAGACUCAAAACGAAGAUGAAGAAUACGACAAGGAAGAUUAUGAAAGGGAGAAAGAGUUGCAGCAGUUACUGACAGACCUGCCUCAUGAUAUGCUGGAUGACGACUUGUCCUCCCCCGAGUUCCACUAUUCGGACUGCAGCGAGGAUGACACAGAGGGAGGACCUCAUUGUUCUGAGCCAUUGGAGAUGAACUGGAAUGACCAUCAGGUGCUGCCUAAAUCUAAAAGUGUACAUGACUGUAAUGAGGUUCGGGAUAUAUAUCCUGGAGAGAAAAUUGGCAAUGGCUGGGAAGAGAAUCAAAGUAAGACCGAAGACCAGCAUCCUGGCUAUCAUCCUGAAGGAGGUGAAGAUGAAGGCAGAAGUGGUUAUAGUCCUCCGAGUAAAUAUGAGCAGACUGAUUUAUAUCGCCUUCCCGAAAACUUUAGGCCAUACACCAAAGGUCAGAAGCAGGAAUUUAAUAACCAACCAGCCAAUAUAAUUAAAUUUGCAGAUCCUCAAAGGAAUCAUUUUCAGCAAUUUGGUACAUCACAAGGCCCCAGUUGUCAAGCGAUGGAACCAUUUACAGUGACAUACAAACCAUAUCAGGCUCCUGCACAGAAUGAUGACUCACCAACCCAGGAGGCAGCAGGAGGUGACACAUUGGAAGGCCUGCAACAACAGUUUUUAGGGGCUAAUGAAAAUUCUACAGAAAAUAUGCAGAUUAUUCAACUGCAGGUUCUUAACAAAGCAAAAGAAAGACAACUAGACAAUUUAGUUGAAAAGUUAAAUGAAAGUGAGCAUCAAAUCAGAUAUCUGAACCACCAGCUUCUGAUAAUCAAAGAUGAAAAGGAUGGCUUGACCCUCAGCCUUCGAGAAUCACAGAAACUCUUUCAGAAUGGAAAAGAAAGAGAGAUACAACUUGAAGCACAAAUAAAAGCACUGGAGACUCAAAUACAAGCAUUAAAAGUUAACGAAGAACAGAUGGUUAGGAAGUCCAGAACCACGGAAAUGGCUUUGGAAAGCCUGAAGCAGCAGCUGCUGGAGCUGCACCGCUCUGAGUCCCUCCAGCGUGCCCGGGAGCAGCACGAGAGCGUUGUUACGGGCCUCACCAAGAAGUACGAAGAGCAGGUGUCGUCCCUGCAGGGGAAAUUGGACGCUACGGUGACUGCUCUCAAGGAACAGGAAGACAUUUGCUGUCAUUUGAAAGAUAAGGUGAAACAACUGGAAAGAAAUCAAGAAACAACCAAAUUAGAAAAGACUGAGAUCAUUAACAGAUUGACAAGAAGUCUAGAGGAGAGUCAAAAGCAGUGCGCCAGCUUGUUGCAAUCAGGCUCAGUACAGGAGGUGGCUCAGCUGCGGCUCCAGCUGCAGCAAGCACAAAAGGCUCAUGCUCUGAGUGAAAACAUGAACAAGGCUUUGCAGGAAGAAUUAACAGAACUAAAAGAUGAAAUUUCUCUCUAUGAAUCUGCCGCAAAACUAGGAAUAUUUCCAAGUGACUCAGAAGGAGAAUUAAAUACAGAACUCACUGAAUCAUACGUGGAUUUGGGUAUUAAAAAAGUCAACUGGAAAAAAUACAAAGUUCAGAGCACUGUUCAAGAAGGCCCAAAUGAAGAACUUUCCAAAGAUGAGAUGAUCCUGAAGCUGAAGGCAGAAGUGCAGCAAUUGCUGGCUAGCAACUCAGUGAAGCGUCACCUGGUGUCUCAGUUACAGAAUGAUCUCAAAGGCUGUCAUAAGAGACUUGAAGAUCUGCAGCAGGUGGAGAAGGAUGUAAAAAGCAUCGAGGUUGAGACUGAAACAGACACCUCAGAUAAACUAACUAAUCAGUUAUGGCCAGAUUCUUCCGCUUCUGAAAUGACUGUCAAAGAUGAUAUUCAGCGACUUAAAAAUGAAAUCCAGGUUUUACAACAACAAAAUCAGGCACUUAAAGAAACUGAAGAAAAACUGAGAAAUUCAAAUCAGGACUUAUGUAAUCAAAUGAGACAAAUGGUACAAGAUUUUGACCAUGAUAAACAAGAAACUGUUAAUAGGUGUGAGAGGACUUACCAGCAGCACCAUGAAGCUGUGAAAGCCCAAAUACGAGAGAGCCUGUUAGCAAAGCAUGCUUUGGAGAAGCAGCAGCUCUUUGAAGUUUAUGAGGCGACUCGCUUGCAACUGAGGGCUGAAUUAGAUAAGAUGAAUAAGGAAGUAGCUGCUGUGCAGGAGUGUUACUUGGAAGUGUGCAGGGAAAAGGAUAAUCUAGAAUCCACUUUCAAGAAGACCCUUGAAAAGGAGCAACAGGCUCAGGAGAAGAUGAAAGAAGAACUUACUCAACGGCUCGAAAAGGAGUGGCAGUCCAAGCUGGAUCAAACUAUAAAGGCAGUGAAAAAGAAGACCUCUGAUUGUUACAGCCAGACUGACCAAGUAACCACUGUUGAUGUUAUUUCCCAGAAAGAGAUGGCACUCACAGUAGACGAACAGCAACGAAAGAUCCAGCAAGAUUCAGAGCAAGAAAAGGAAACAGCUGUCAAGGGGGCCUUGAAGAAACUUGAGGUUGAGUUGGAACUCAAAUACUGUGAAAACAUUGCCAAACAGGUAGAAACAGCUGUGCAAAAUGCUCGUCAUCGGUGGCUGCAAGAACUGCCUGAGCUUGCAGAGUAUAAAGCCCGUGUAAGAGCAGAACAGAAGAGGUGGGAAGAGCAGCAAGAGAUCUCUGUGGCCAAGCGGAUAUUGUUUGCUGUUUCUGAAGCUAAAGAGAAAUGGAAAGGUGAGCUUGAAAAUAUGAAGAAAAAUGUAAUACCUGGAAAAGAAUUGGAAGAGAAGAUUCAUUCCCUUCAGAGAGAGCUAGUAUUAAAGGAUGAGGAAGUCCCUGUGAUUGUGAGGGCUGAGUUGGCUAAGGCCUGGAGUGAAUGGAACAAAGAAAAGGAGGAAGAAAUUCGCAAAAUUCAAGAACAAAAUGAGGAAGAUUACCGGCAAUUUUUAGAUGAUCAUCGAAAUAAAAUUAAUGAGGUGCUUGCAACUGCUAAAGAAGACUUUCUGAAACAAAAAACUGAACUCCUUCUUCAGAAGGAGACAGAAUUACAAACAUGUCUAGACCAGAGUCGCAGAGAGUGGACUAUGCAGGAGGCGGGGCGGAUCCAACUGGAAAUCGAUCAGUAUGAGGAAGACAUUCUAACUGUCCUUGAACUUCUCUUAGAGGAUAUACAAAAGGAGCAUAUCAGUGGUUCAGAGAACAAGCAACUUUCAGACCUUGUGUCGACUUGUUCUUCAAAAUGGGUGACUGUGCAGUAUUUUGAAAAACUAAAGGCCUGCCUUCAGAAAGCAUUUCAAGAUAUACUCUCCCUACUUAAAGAAAAUGCCAGCUCAGAAUGGGCAAAGAGCAACAUGGCCAAGGUCUGUCAGGACCCUGGCACGGGUGCUACUGGCAGAGGAGACCCUGGAGUCCUGGUUGCCCUUCCUGCACCCCAUUCUGGACACCAUGCUGAGACUGUGGCCUUGCAAGAAACAGAAGCAGAAGCUGAUAAGAAAGAGAUCCUUGAAAUUAAAGAUUCAUGCAGUGGACAAUGCUUCCAAGAACUUGGAAAGGCAAAGCAGGAAUGUCAAGCUCUCAAAGGAAAACUGGAGAAAUGCUGUAGGCAUCUUCAGCAUUUAGAAAGGAAGCACAAAGCUGUAGUGGAAAAAAUCGGAGAAGAGAAUAGUAAAGUGGUUGAAGAAUUAAUAGAAGAAAACAAUGACAUGAAGAGUAAAUUGGAAGAACUGAGAACACUUUGUAAAAUACCACCAAGGUCAUUGUCAGAAGGGGCCAUUGAAAAUGCUUCCCUGCCAUGCCAUCGGGGGGCCUUGGAAGAACUUCGUGGGCAGUACAUUAAAGCAGUAAAAAAAAUCAAGCGUGAUAUGCUUCGUUACAUUCGGGAGAGUAAGGAAAGGGCUGCGGAAAUGGUAAAAGCAGAGGUAUUGCGAGAACGUCAAGAAACCACCCGAAAGAUGCGCAAAUAUUAUUUGACUUGUCUCCAACAGAUCUUGCAGGAUAAUGGAAAACAGGAAGGAGCUGAGAAAAAGAUUAUGAAUGCUGCUAGCAAACUAGCUACAAUGGCAAAAUUGCUGGAAACGCCUAUUUCUAAUAGAUCCCAGGGCAAAACUCCAGAGUCAGUACUGCCUCUGACUUCAGAGAUAAUUGGUGUUGAAAAAUCAAAAAGGAAUGACAUGAAUCAGAAUGUACCGUGUCACACUGAAAGUGACUCAAACAAUAUGAAAACUAUGUGCAACCAAGUUCAUAAGAGGAGGGCUGCUUGUGACUUACGAAGGCGGUUGGAGGAGAUAGAACACAGGGACAUAAAGCUUGUGGGUCCCAAAGGGUCACAUUCAGACUUUCAGUUUGUGUAUAACAAUCACAAACAACCAGACAUUUUGCCAAGGGAUGUUUCUCCUGAGUUUGUUCCUUGUGAAGGUGAAAGAGGCUUUGGUUUGCACAAGAAGAAAGACCUCGUCAAUGAUGCCAGCUCUGGAUCACAUCUACAUUCAGCUGAAUACCCCUUUCUUGGAACGUUUGGAAAUAAAUCCUCACCUAGAAGUGGCCCUAGUCUUUCUGAAUCUGGAUCCACGCACAUAACUUGUCGAGGUCCUAAUGAAAGACUUGAUUUAAAAGUAUAUAAGUGUUUUCCAGUAAUGGGAAGUGAAAAUGCUGCAUCUGGGAAAAGUGAAUGUUUGGGUGUUGAGGAAGCUCCCGUAAAGGACGGAGGAGACUGCAGUGACUCCAUGGGCUGGCGUUUCAGCAGCACCCUUUUACCCUGCAGCAGUCACGGAGAGCCACGAGAAACAUUGGAUAUGCUAGCUGAGUCUGGUAAUUUCAAACAGUUUUUAACAGUGGGUUGUCUUUCAGAUAAAGAGAAAAACAAUAAGAAUUGUCGCAUUCCAGACUUGUCGGAAGAAACCAUGUAUUCCCAGCCAGGGAAGAUCCGUAUGAUGCUGAGACACCCACCUCAUCAUAAGGCUGAUUUCCAAACACUGAGCAGUACAGAGCCGUUUUCAGUGCAUCGGCAGCCUUCGAGCACACUGAUGGCUCCUCUAACUAGCCAACAGGAUAGUGGCUUUGAUAGCCCCAUUGUCAAUCUUAACUAAUUGUUGUACAGUAUUUAAGAAGAGUAUAUUGACAAGAA
Pteronotus mesoamericanus is the source of this 5270-nucleotide messenger RNA. It is a transcript of the gene CEP152, whose product is annotated as centrosomal protein 152. The transcript has 27 exons. NCBI's taxonomy places the organism in Eukaryota, Metazoa, Chordata, Mammalia, Chiroptera, Mormoopidae. The record is from RefSeq and is a predicted model, not a curated record. Gene Ontology annotation, cellular component: centrosome. Gene Ontology annotation, biological process: centriole replication. Bases 130 to 5232 code for a protein of 1700 amino acids.